Molecule: messenger RNA, 772 nt
Organism: Nannospalax galili (Upper Galilee mountains blind mole rat)
Lineage: Eukaryota; Metazoa; Chordata; Mammalia; Rodentia; Spalacidae
Product: arylsulfatase D-like
Exons: 5
Molecular function (GO): arylsulfatase activity
Source: RefSeq, a predicted model, not a curated record
GGAGAACUGGUUGUAACUGAGCCUGGGGGGAUUAGGAGCUGAGUGGGCGGGGACUCUGCACUCAGCACUCAGCGCCAGGCCCGGGGCCCAGAUCCUUCGAUCACGCCAACCUCAGCCAUGGGAUCCAGCAGCAGGGGCGCCGUGCUCGCUCCCGUCCUGCUGGGUCUCCUCCUACGAGCCCGCGUCUGCACUGCGCCCGGCACCGCGAAGCCCAACAUCCUCCUCAUCAUGGCUGACGACCUGGGCGUCGGGGACCUGGGUUGCUAUGGCAACGAAACACUGAGGACGCCCAGUAUCGACCGGCUGGCGGCGGACGGCGUGAGGCUCACGCAGCACCUGGCGGCCGCCCCGCUCUGCACCCCCAGCCGCGCCGCCUUCCUCACCGGCCGCCACGCCUUCCGCUCAGGUGCGACCCGGGGACCCCCGGACACGUGCACGCUGCGUAACGGCUCCGUCCCGGCACCCAACACGACGGUGCACGUGACGGCCACGUCACUGAUACUACAGGACACAUGGAUGAGUGAUGCGACGCCCAGUAUCGACCGGCUGGCGGCGGACGGCGUGAGGCUCACGCAGCACCUGGCGGCCGCCCCGCUCUGCACCCCCAGCCGCGCCGCCUUCCUCACCGGCCGCCACGCCUUCCGCUCAGGCAUGGACGCCAGCAGCGGGUACCGAGCCCUGCAGUGGGUGGCCAGCUCGGGCGGACUCCCCGGAAAUGAGACCACCUUCGCCCGGAUCCUGAGGGAGCGUGGCUACGCCACCGGACUCGUAG